AUGGUCAGGGUCAUUGGUACCACAGGAUGUGGGAAGACGACGUUCAUAAAUCUCGUUAGCGGGGCAGACCUUUUGAUCGGCCACGAACUGUCAUCUUGCACUCGAGAAAUUCACGAAGUUUCAUUCUCUCUAUCCACUCAUGAUGUUAUCAUCAUCGAUACGCCUGGAUUCGACGACACGGAAAGGCCACAGGUUGCCGUUCUCAACCAGCUCGCGAAGUACUUGAAGAAGAUGCGUGAAGAGGGCAAGCCAGUAUGCGGAGCUGUUUACUUCCACCGGAUUUCCGACCGACGGAUAGGACGGACUGCCAUAGAAAACAUUCGCUCCUUCCAGGUCCUCUGCAAAGAUGAGAAGAUAGAUAACACCAUGAUCGCUACUACUAUGUGGUCGGAGGUUAGCGAUACUACGAUCGGUGUGCAAUCGGAGGAACAGCUUCAAGGAAUACUCGGCCCCGGUGCACGUUUGCUUCGUCACGACAACGGUGUAUCUUCCGCUGAAGCCAUUGUGCGGGAGUUGCUGUUCAAUGCGCCGCUAGUGCUCCAGAUUCAAAGAGAGUUGAUCGAACUCCGUCGGACAAUCCCGCAGACGGAGGCAGGGAGGGAACUCGGGGAUCUGCUCAGCAGACUAGAGGAAGUGUAUCGAAAGGAGUUGCAAAGGGCUAGAGAUGAAAUGACGAUAUAGACUGCGGAGCUCUUGGCGGACCUGAAGAAAUCAUUUGAGCAGGAAAUCUCGAAUUUGGAGGACAGAUUGAAGAAACUCCAGGCAGAAAAAGCAGAGCUCCAGUCCGCCGGUAAUGCAAGGAAUGCUACUGCGAGGGCCAUCAAUGGCCGCUCUCCGAGCGUAGAGCUUUCGGUGACACCCUCAUAGUAAAGAGAAGAUUUCAUCAGGAGGAAUCGUAGCCCCACUGGUGGGGUUUAUAGCCACCUGUACUAGUACAUACCUGCGCGAAGUUCGCCUGUGGGAGUGUGCCAUAGUCUGUGUAGUACAUUGACAACAUUUAACACCACUACAUACAGGCUAGAGAAUCAAAG
Molecule: messenger RNA, 1031 nt
Organism: Laetiporus sulphureus 93-53
Lineage: Eukaryota; Fungi; Basidiomycota; Agaricomycetes; Polyporales; Laetiporaceae
Exons: 4
Coding region: 1-681 (226 amino acids)
Molecular function (GO): GTP binding
Source: RefSeq, a predicted model, not a curated record